This is a messenger RNA of Botrytis cinerea B05.10, 1250 nucleotides long. RefSeq lists its product as hypothetical. The record is from RefSeq and is a predicted model, not a curated record. The transcript has 4 exons. Bases 268 to 972 code for a protein of 234 amino acids. NCBI's taxonomy places the organism in Eukaryota, Fungi, Ascomycota, Leotiomycetes, Helotiales, Sclerotiniaceae.
GUCUAGCGCACUAUCGAUUAUCUUCCUUUAUUUUGGAGAUAAAAAGGAGACUGGAUAAAAUGAGAGGUUUCAGCCUCCUUACUCUUAUAGGUCAUGAUGCUAAGCGAAUAACGCCCUAUUUUUCUUUUUAGGGGCAAUUGGAUAUUCCCCCAAAACCGAAAAAAGGGAUAAAAACGCCGAAAAAGUAAUGCGUCACUACAUAUCUCUUAUCAUUUCUUUCUCUAUAAAGGCUGAAGUUGCCAAGAGCUUGGAUAAACUAAUCGAGGUAUGUACUUGUCAGCUUUACUCAAGCGGAGAAUACUAGGGAGGUCCUAUUUAUGGAAGGAGUUGGUGAUGGAAUUUUUUCUCGAGGUCGGUUUUGUUUUCUUAGGCCCUAUUUGUUUUGAAGACUUCCACAUUAGAGCUUUGAGAACCUUGUUUAUUUGCGUGGAGGGCUACUCAUUGGGUCGUUGUAUGGGAUGCGAAGAUAUCGUGAGAUGCUCACCCUCUGAUUCUGAUCAAUCUCCCAUCCGCAUUUAUCGCAUCAUGCACCACUCCAUCUCACUUUUCUUCGCUUUUCUUUCUCUCCUCCCUGGCCUUGCUCGAGCAUGUCUCGUCUACUACGCAACCUUCCCCUUCGAUAACGAUAAACCGUUUGUAGGGAAGAUCAUUGAUAAUGGGGUUGAAACGUGCUCGAUUAAUAUGACGUAUAAUGAACAUUGGAGGUGGCAGGCGUUGGAGAAUGAAAAGGAUUGGGAGAGGGAGGAAUGGGCAUGGAAACCCUGGCACUUUACAUGCACGAAGAAACUCUGGCAGGGAAAAAUGAAGGGUAAUAAUACGGACCGCACAUAUGCAGCGGAACUCGGCGUUGGUCUCCGCGGCGUAACGUACCGUGCGCAUGGAGAGAAAUUUUGGUUUAAUCCGGAUACGGUGGAGGAUGUGGAGGGGGAACGAUGGGUUUAUAGUAAGAAGUUGUGGUGUGCGGGGAAGUAGGGUGGGGAAGUAUGGGGUGAGGUUGUUGGAGUGGGGUUGAUGGGUUGGUUGGUGGGAUUUGUGAAAGAGGGAAGGCGACUUGAAGCGUUGAUUGCGGUGAGAGUGUGGGGGAAUAUAUCGGUUCUUGGGUGAGAGACUAAUGUUUCCUGUUUUUUCCCAGAGUGAAGUAAUCACGAGUGUGCGAGAGGUGAAGGCCAUGGAUUCUUUCUCUCCGGUGUAUAUCGGUUGACGAAUUCAUGAAGUAUUUUUCUACAAUCUUGGAUUCUAUCACUUUUAUA